Molecule: messenger RNA, 522 nt
Organism: Trichomonas vaginalis G3
Lineage: Eukaryota; Parabasalia; Trichomonadida; Trichomonadidae
Product: guanylate cyclase protein
Exons: 1
Coding region: 1-522 (173 amino acids)
Source: RefSeq, a predicted model, not a curated record
AUGGAUGAAGCUCUUCAUACUGCAUCAUCAAUCCUUGCAUGUGAUAAUACAAUACCAAAGACCACUAUUGAAUCUGCUCAUUGCUUUUCAGCUUCUGAUCAACUAUACUUAACUCAAUCUCUAUUGAAGAAGAUUGUAUCAAUGAUGACCGAUUCAGAAAACCCAAUUUACCCUGCUUCAAGAAAUUCAGGUGUAAACCAAGUUUGGCAAAUUGGAGCCAUUGAAUUAUAUCAGGCUUUCUUCUAUGAAGCUGGAGAGAGAUUGGUUCCCACAAUUGUUAAGAAUAUAGAUGCGUGUGGAAAGAAUGUUACAAAUUACUCAAUAAUAUUUAUUUUAAUCACAUUCAUUCUUUCUGCUAUCAUUAUCUUUUCGGCACAACACGAAAACAAUUUGCUAAAGUUUGCAUUAAUUCAAAUAUUAAGAUGCCCACCGACAGUUAUAUUAAACAAUCAGAAAAUCAUGGAUUUGAUUUCUGGGGAUUACAGUCAUAAAAACGAAGAUAAUACAGAGAAACACAUUUGA